This is a messenger RNA of Acanthopagrus latus (yellowfin seabream), 2565 nucleotides long. It is a transcript of the gene sh3glb1a, whose product is annotated as SH3-domain GRB2-like endophilin B1a. The record is from RefSeq and is a predicted model, not a curated record. NCBI's taxonomy places the organism in Eukaryota, Metazoa, Chordata, Actinopteri, Spariformes, Sparidae. Gene Ontology annotation, biological process: membrane organization. Gene Ontology annotation, molecular function: protein binding. The coding region runs from base 185 to 1279 and encodes 364 amino acids. Gene Ontology annotation, cellular component: cytoplasm; membrane. The transcript is spliced from 9 exons.
GUCAGACCAGGCCGCCGGUGUGAACCAUCUUGUCCAUAUACUAUCUUUGUCUGAAUCAACAGCUGGGUGGAACUCCGACUAAGAAAAAAAAAAAGUUGCCUCAAUGACAUUUUCUACAGGGAUGGCAGUUUGACUGUGCGAGCGGCUAGCUGUUGUGUGAAGUGUUUAUUUCCGCCUCCGUGCCAUGGACUUUAAUGUUAAGCGGUUAGCCGCAGACGCCGGCACCUUCCUGAGCCGCGCCGUACAAUUCACAGAAGAGAAAUUUGGCCAGGCUGAAAAGACAGAGUUGGACGCCCAUCUGGAGAACCUUUUGGUCCGAGCUGAGAACACCAAACAAUGGACGGAGAGGAUCAUGAAGCAGACAGAGGUCCUACUGCAGCCCAACCCCAAUGUCCGGCUAGAAGAAUUUGUGUACGAGAAACUGGAGAAAAAAGCCCCUACACGAAUGAACAACCACGAGCUGCUGGGCCAGUCCAUGAUCGAGUCAGGAAAUGAAUUUGGUCCUGGAACUGCCUAUGGGAAUGCUCUGAUAAAAUGCGGCGAGACAGAGAAACAGAUUGGUGGAGCAGAGCGGGAGUUAAUCCAAAGUGCCGCCAUCAACUUCCUGACACCUUUCAGAAACUUUCUAGAAGGCGACUUCAAAACCAUCCUGAAAGAACGGAAGCUACUGCAGGUCAAACGUUUGGAUUUGGAUGCAGCCAAAACCAGGCUAAAGAAAGCCAGGAUGGCUGAUGCAAGAGCUGCAGCAGAGCAGGAGUUAAGGAUGACCCAGAGUGAGUUCGACCGUCAGGCAGAGAUCACCCGACUGCUGCUAGAAGGCGUCAGCAGCACCCACGCACACCACCUACGCUGUCUGAACGACUUUGUGGAGGCCCAGACUACAUACUACGCACAGUGUUACCAGUACAUGGUGGACCUUCAAAAGCAGCUGGGCAGUUUCCCCUCGUCAUUUUCCAACAACAACCAGUCAUCUGUGUCUGGCGGGGCCAGCAUCUCUGUGCCCACCAUCCCGGUGACGGCCUCUCUGCCCAGCGUGUCUGCGGGUCACGGCAGCUCAACAGCAUCGGGAGGAUUCAACGAGCUGCGUAGCUCCAAUGGCAGCCGCAAAGCCCGGGUGCUUUACGACUACGAUGCUGCCAGCAGCAGCGAGCUUUCCCUGCUGGCUGAUGAGGUGAUCACAGUCAGCAGUGUCCCAGGCAUGGACUCAGACUGGCUGAUGGGUGAGCGGGGCAACCAGAAGGGCAAAGUGCCCAUCACUUAUCUGGAGCUGCUCAACUGAGACCCACAAACAGCCCAGCCACCCACAUCUAGCACCUCUGUAACCAGCUGUGAUCUCAUAUUUAUAUUGUGUUGCAGGGACAGGCCCCUCUUUCUCUUCCAUUCAGUCAUUUUAAGAAUGAGUUUUAUUUCUAUGAAAAGGAGUCUUGGUUUGAGCAGACUUGAGCUGGAAUGAACACAUUUGAGUGAAGGGGGAAAGGACCCAAUCCCUGAUGUGUUUGUACGCACCUGCAGUACAUUUUCUAAACCCUGCUUCCAUUGCCUUUGUGUUUGAUGCCAUGCAAUCUGCAAUAUGUGCCAGAACAUCUCCCAAACUUAAACUUGUGUUCAAAAAAUGUUUUUGUUUACGACACAUCUCAGAUGGUGACCGAAAUGCUUUCGACGUGAGGUUUCUGAUCCUCUUCCCUCACCGCUAAAACCCAUUUUUUUUUCUCUUUUUAACCGCACUUCAUUUGAGGUGAAGAGCAACGCUGAUUAUUUUAAAGUCUUAUUUUAUAACUGAUAAUCUUACGUCGCAGUAGCUCUUACGGUUUACCCUCAGUAUGCAGAGUUUUUUUGUUUAACAGUAUCACAUGUAUUGUGUGUCAGCUUUCUUCACAUGGAGCCUUACUUGAGGGGACAGUGAGUCAAACACAUUGUUCCAGGACAGUUGAUAAAUGAGCGACGCAGUAUAAGCGAAGUUGUAAGCUGCUUACAGCGAUCAUUAAGUGCCUGUCAGUCAAUCGGCCUUGUCUAAGAACAUUUGCCUUUUCUGCAGCUACACCAGCAGUAUUGAGAUUGUUAAAUCAGUCUCUCCUCUUUGUAUUGAAGCCUAAUAUUUCUAAGUUGUUAGAAACUGAAAACCAGCAGAUGUUUUCCAACCAGAAUCUUUUAUCUCUGUUUAAAUUAUUAAUUUGUUCACUGUGCAUUUAUACACAUUUUAUUGUCUCUGGUUGAUUUGAUUGACUUGAAAGCUACUUUGAAAAGAUUCCUUAGACAUUUUAUUUACGUCAAAGAAACAUACUUUUUACAUCAAAGUAAUUACAUUUACUUAAUUUUUUACUUUUGAAAAUAAGAAAACAUUUUAUUUUGACAUUACCAACAUUUCUCGUCAGUUUUCCCCCUUAUCCUGCAUUUCAACUCAUUUUUUUCACAUUGGAAAAAAAAAUCUUGUUCUGGGAGAUUCAAGUAUAUUAUUAUUAUUACAUGGCUGCUUUUUGUUCUCUGUGUAACUGAUAAAAUAUCAUACAAUUGUAAAAUAAAUAUACAGUAUGAUGCAUUUAAUAAAAUCACUCGUCUCUGGUCAAA